CAAUAACGGGCUAUAUCAUCUGCUGCUAUUUGCAGAUCGCUGUAGCCAGGCGCCAGGCUGAGCCCCGAGAAGGAAAAAAACGGCUGCCGGGCGCUUUUCCUUGUCGCUCUUGUGUGAUGGAGACGGUCUCAGAGGGAAUGGCAUCUGCAAGGUGGCCGGCAGGAACGAGGUAGGCUGAAGUUGUCUGUUGAGUUUGGAUACGCGGAGCGCACGAUAACCAGGGGAUUGUUGAAUGCGGAUGAGACAAGUGAGCCGUGUUGUGUAGUUUCUUAGUGCUUCACUGCACCACCGGCACUAGGUGUUGAUUUGACCUAAGUUGCAUGAUGCACUUGCAACAUCAUUUCAUCACCAUGGCAGCGACUUGAUGUCAUUUCAUUAGGCAGGGAAAUCGAACCUUUACCCGCGGAACUGCAACUACCAGCGCCGCGCCAACGACAGCCCAUUCGUCCGCGGCUGAGCUCUAAGAGGACGGAGGAUGGCAGGAGGUAGAUGGAGGAACGCGGGGACGGGAGACACGCCGGGCUCGCGUGUCAGGUUGUUGGCAGCGAUUGUGCUGCUGGGGGCCGAUCUGAGCUCGCUCGGCCUGAGGGAGCGGGUCGGGGUCAACGGUCAGAACAAUGAGAGAAGGGUGCUGACGCACAUCCCUGGUGACAUCAUUAUAGGAGCUCUGUUCUCUGUCCACCACCAGCCACCUGCCGACAAGGUCCACGAGCGAAAGUGCGGCGCGGUGAGGGAGCAGUACGGGAUCCAGAGGGUAGAGGCCAUGAUGCACACUCUGGAUCGGAUCAACGCAGACCCCAAUAUCCUCCCGAACAUCACGCUGGGCUGCGAGAUCAGGGACUCGUGCUGGCACUCCGCGGUGGCGCUGGAGCAGAGCAUCGAGUUCAUCCGGGACACGCUGGUGUCCAACGAGGAGGAGGAGAGCCAGGGCAGGUGCGCCGCCGAGGGAGGGAGCAUGCUGCUCCGGGCCAAGAAGCCCAUCGUGGGCCUGAUCGGACCAGGGUCCAGCUCCGUGGCCAUCCAGGUGCAAAAUCUCCUGCAGCUCUUCAACAUCCCGCAGAUAGCCUACUCGGCCACCAGCAUGGAUCUCAGCGACAAGAGCCUGUUCAAGUAUUUCAUGAGGGUGGUGCCGUCGGACAUGCAACAAGCCCGAGCCAUGGUCGACAUCGUCAAGAGAUACAGCUGGAGCUACGUGUCGGCGAUACACACAGAGGGUAAUUACGGCGAGAGCGGUAUGGAGGCAUUUAAAGACAUGGCAGCAAAGGAGGGGAUCUGCAUCGCCCACUCCGACAAGAUCUACAGCAACGCGGGGGAACGGAGCUUCGAUAAGCUGCUGCAGAAGCUGCGAGGCCACCUGCCCAAGGCCAGGGUGGUGGCCUGCUUCUGCGAGGGCAUGACGGUCCGGGGGAUACUGAUGGCCAUGAGGCGACAGGGCCUGGUGGGAGAGUUUGUGCUGGUUGGAAGCGACGGCUGGGCGGACAGGUCCGACGUGACCGACGGCUACCAGAGGGAGGCCAACGGCGGGAUCACGAUUAAGCUGAAGUCGGCGUACGUGACCUGGUUCGACGACUACUACCUGAACCUGAAGCCGGACGCCAACCUGAGGAACCCCUGGUUCCCCGAGUUCUGGCAGCACCGCUUCCAGUGCCGGUUGAGGGGUCACCCGCAGGAGAGCGCCGCGUACAACCGCACCUGCACCUGGAGGGAGUCUCUUCGCCACCAGUAUGCGCAAGACACCAAGAUGGGCUUUGUCAUCAAUGCCAUCUAUUCCAUGGCCCACGGCUUACACAGCAUGCAGCAGGCCCUCUGUCCCGGAUUUAAGGGUUUGUGUGAGAGCAUGCGGCCCAUCGACGGCCGCAAGCUGCUGGACUUCCUGAUGAAGACCAACUUCACGGGCGUUUCUGGGGAGACCAUCCACUUUGACCAGAGCGGAGACUCACCUGGCCGGUAUGAAAUCAUGAACUUCAAGCGCACCGGCGAGGACGAGUACGCUUACAUCCACGUGGGGAGCUGGGAUCAGGGCGGGCUGAAGAUGAACGACGAGGAAAUCUGGAGUAACAACAGUGACAUCAUCCAGUCGGUCUGCUCCGAGCCCUGCCAGAAGGCGCAGAUCAAGGUGAUCCGCAAAGGAGAGGUGAGCUGCUGCUGGACCUGCACUCCCUGCAAGGAGAACGAGUUUGUAUUCGAUGAGUACACCUGUCGGGCCUGUGUCCUGGGCUUCUGGCCCACAGACGACCUCACCGGCUGUGAGCCGAUCCCGGUGCAGUACGUGCGUUGGGGGGAUCCGGAGCCCAUCGCCGCCGUGGUCUUCUCCUGCCUGGGCCUGAUGGCCACACUUUUUGUGACUUCCGUCUUCAUCAAGUUCUGGGACACUCCCGUGGUCAAGUCAUCCAGCCGUGAGCUCUGCUACAUCAUCCUGGCCGGAAUAUGCCUGGGCUACCUGUGCACCUUCAGCCUCAUCGCCAAGCCGCACAUCAUCUACUGCUACCUCCAGCGGCUGGGAAUCGGCCUGUCGCCCGCCAUGAGCUACUCCGCUUUGGUCACCAAGACCAACCGUAUAGCGCGGAUCCUGGCAGGGAGCAAGAAGAAGAUCUGCACCAAGAAACCUCGCUUUAUGUCCGCCUGCGCACAAUUGGUCAUCGCCUUCCUACUCAUCCUGCUGCAGCUGGGGAUUAUUGUGGCACUUCUUAUCAUAGAGCCACCACAGGUGAUCUAUGACUACCCGAGCAUCAGUGAGGUGCACUUGAUCUGCAACCUGACCACUCUGGGGGUGGUGGCGCCGCUGGGCUACAAUGGCCUGCUCAUCCUCAGCUGCACCUUCUAUGCCUUCAAGACUCGUAAUGUACCAGCUAAUUUCAACGAGGCCAAGUAUAUUGCCUUCACCAUGUACACCACCUGCAUCAUCUGGCUGGCCUUUGUUCCUAUUUACUUUGGCUCCAACUACAAGAUCAUCACCAUGUGCUUCAGUGUCAGCCUCAGCGCCACCGUGGCCCUGUGCUGCAUGUUUGUCCCGAAGGUUUACAUCAUGCUCGCCAAGCCCGAGAAAAACGUGCGGAGUGCGUUCACAACGUCCACAGUGGUGCGCAUGCACGUGGGUGAUGCCAAAAAAGCUGCCAAGACGGGCAAGUCCACCAGCAGCAUGGCCAAUUUGUUUCGACGUCGUGGCUCGGCACAGGAUGACAUCAGUUCCAAUGGGAAAUCCGUGACCUGGGCGAAGAACGAGCGCAGCUACAGACCAAACCUGUGGAAGCGGAUGUCGUUCCACGUGAAGAAGAAAGAGGCGGUGGAGGCGAACCAGACGGCGAUCAUCAAACCCUUCUCCGAGGGAGGAGACACACCCGCCGACGCCGGUGUCGGAGAGCAGUAUGCGGAGCCGCAGGUGUCGCAGCCCUUCACCUGCUCGCCCUCCCAGUCGCCUCUGCUCACCAUCAGCCCGCAUGCGGCGAAGGCGAGGAGUCUCCAAGGAGGAGAGGAUGGAGAGGAGCCACAAGCUUUACCCGCUUACGCUCCUGAGCACGCCGCCGCGGUCCGAAGGAGAGGUGGGGACGGCAGCCAGGGCUCGGUGAACGGCGGGGACAUCAGCGUCAUACCCGUGGGUGUGGGUGACAUCGGCACGGGGAUGCUUGGCGCUCAAACGCAGGGCACCACCACCAUCAUGGACCAAAUCAGCUGUGUGGUGAACCGAUUCACCGCCAACAUCAGUGAGCUCAACACCAUGAUGCUGCCCGGGGGAGCCCCCGUCAGCCCCGCCUCCACCGCCACCACCGCCGCCGCCGCCGCCGCUGCCGCCGCCCAGCCCGCGGCCGCAGACGCCGCCCCCUGUCCUCCUCAGUACCUGACCCCCAGGAGCCGACAGGCCCCCCACGCCGUCACCGCAUACGCCGAGGUGGCGGCUGUUCCCACUUUCUGCGAGACCCGACCGGCGGCCAAGAUCUACGAGCACCUGGUCGGGACUUGCGUGAGCGGCAGACGAGCCAAGGAUAUGGAGGAGCUGGUGGCUCUGACGCCCCCCUCCCCUUUUAGAGACUCGUCCCUGAGCUCCGACAGCAGCUCACCCGGGUCGAUGUCCCCGGCCUCGGAGGAAGAGUAUGGCCAGCUGCUGCUGAGACACUACAGCCAGAGCUCUUCGUCCCUCUAAACCCCCUUCGACACCUCUACUCCCGCACAAAGCUCCGGCCUGGACCAAACACUUUCUACGUGUGGACGUUCUGAAUGUUUUAGCAGUUAUUUUUUUUAAAACGUGUUCAUUUUCAGAUUGGACUGUGUGCACCCGUGCAUGCCUCCGUUGAGAGGACUGAGGACUGAAAAUACCGAAUGCUUCAUCUUUUGUCUACGAGUGGUUAAAAAAGGACUGGAACACACACACAUAUGGGCAUUUCGCAGACUUUCUAACGUGACACUGACACAGGUUUCAAAUUCCAAAGAAAAUACCAAUUCUUUAUAAAAUGUUCAUCAAUCAUAAGUAGGGGGGAAAUUGACCAAAUAUUAAUGUUCAGUGUGUCUUUGGAAUAUGCCAAAGUGGCAUUCGAUUUUUUUUUGUUUUAGUUUUUUAAGGAAAGUGCAGGUCUUAGAACACUGAGAAUAGUCGAGUUUCAUUUGAAUAUUUUGCAUUAUCUAUUAUCGUAAAUGCAUAAAACAUGAUUUGUUUUUAUUGCUUAAAUAUUAUUGCUUGCACAUGUGAUGUUUCUGUUCAUGUUAUUGACUGAGCGUAACAUUUUGAGACGCAGCUGGAUGCGGACUGGAUAUCGACAUGACGGCGCCUGUCCAGGAGAAAAUAGCUCAAAUAACUUUUUUCUGGAAGGUCAAAAGUGACACACUUUUUGGAAGACGCACUCUGCUGAAGGAGACGCUGCGAUAUGCAAAUCAGGGAGCGUUUUUUUGAACAUUUGCUGAAGAGUGAAAAGGAAAUCCCUCCGCUGCUGCGAGGACAAGAGCUCUUAACAUCUCAAGGAAAUGUAAGACAUUGUCUCGGAGGACGCCACAUCAUUGGGUGUCUAAUCCGUGGACUACUCGUCUACUACUAUGUCUUCUUUAAAUCUCCAGACAUGACUUAGCUCAUUGUAAGAUAACGUGUCCACAACAUGAAGUGGACCAAGAUGAUCGUCCACCUCAGGAUGUCUUUCCGAACCAAGACACUUUCUGAGCGCUGUCUGCUGCUGGUUCAACGCGUCUCCCGUUUGCAUGAUGUCAGGAUCUGAGUUAUAUUUGCAAUGACUUAUUUUUUAUUAUUGUCAAACCAAUUAAGAUUAACAGAUAAAGUUGAAAGGUAGUGAUGCCAUAAGUGAUACUGAUGUGAGGAGAGAAGCGAAGCUGGCAGCGUGCCAGAUUUUUCUAUUGUUUUUCAGUCUGGCUUUUUACUCGCUACAGUAAAUCGCAUUGUGUUUCUGAAAAUGGGCUCAGAUUGAUAGAGUCUUAUCUCUCAAACCUCUAGGGGGACAUUUCUUAUCCUCUUAUUUCUUACAGUUGACCAUAUUCAUUGAAUAUUCUUUAAAAAAGAUUAUUAUUUCUUCUAUUUGCAUUUUUGCUUCUCUGAUGAUGUUGAUUAUUGAUAGUACAGAUUCAAAACUUUUUUUUCAACUUCUAACUACGAUGUUACUGAUGAUCAUUACGCGGCAACGAGUUUAUGUUUGUUUAUGAGGAUUUUUUAAUAAUCCGGUUUCUUUCUAUAGGUACAAUUUUUUUGUUUACACAGGCAUGAAUGUUUUCAUGUUUUUUUGAAAAAGAAAAAUGGUUUUAAAUGUAAAAAAAAUCCUCAUAGACGAUAUUUGCCAUAUUUGCAUGCAGUUUUUGUGCCGGUCUAAAUUUUGUACGUUCAUACAUUGCUUGGUGCCAAUAAUCCACUGAUAUAAUCUACAGAAGACGUUUGAAGUUUGUCUUGGUCUUAUCUUUUCAUCUGGGAAGGGCUCGAGAUCGUGGGCAGCGUUAUUUUGUACACGUUCCUAGGUUGAUGUUACUUAUGAACCCUUUUCCAAAUAAGAAGAUAAUUGUGUCAAAUCACCGUGCGCCAAUAAUUAAUAAAAUGGGAAGCGAAGAAAUAGGGUUUCUAGGGCACUCUUUAUUAAAGAGCGCGAUACAGUUUCCUUUGCCGUAAAUUGUGGAACCGAAGCUGUUCAGUGAAAUUAAUAGUCGCGAGGUGUAGCGGGCAGAGUUUAUAGUUAGAGCGUAAUAGCAUUGAUGAGCCCAAGGGAGACAGUGAGGCCCUCAACGGACCAACUCCUUGUUUAUCCUUCACAUCUGACCGUGGUAUGAAAUAUUGUGUUGGCUACAUAAAUGCCCUGUAUUAAUUUGA
Molecule: messenger RNA, 6289 nt
Organism: Scophthalmus maximus (turbot)
Lineage: Eukaryota; Metazoa; Chordata; Actinopteri; Pleuronectiformes; Scophthalmidae
Gene: grm5a
Product: glutamate receptor, metabotropic 5a
Exons: 18
Coding region: 476-4138 (1220 amino acids)
Biological process (GO): regulation of synaptic transmission, glutamatergic; G protein-coupled glutamate receptor signaling pathway; trans-synaptic signaling by endocannabinoid, modulating synaptic transmission
Cellular component (GO): postsynaptic density membrane
Molecular function (GO): adenylate cyclase inhibiting G protein-coupled glutamate receptor activity; G protein-coupled receptor activity involved in regulation of postsynaptic membrane potential
Source: RefSeq, a predicted model, not a curated record